Molecule: messenger RNA, 2278 nt
Organism: Ixodes scapularis (black-legged tick)
Lineage: Eukaryota; Metazoa; Arthropoda; Arachnida; Ixodida; Ixodidae
Gene: Sgf11
Product: ataxin-7-like protein 3
Exons: 11
Coding region: 349-1368 (339 amino acids)
Biological process (GO): regulation of transcription by RNA polymerase II; positive regulation of DNA-templated transcription
Cellular component (GO): SAGA complex; DUBm complex
Molecular function (GO): transcription coactivator activity
Source: RefSeq, a predicted model, not a curated record
UUCUGAAACUUCUUUGUAAUGUGUUCCAUUGGAGACGCCGGUUUGUGCUGUUGUAUUUUCUCUCCUAGUGCAGUGGUAUCCCUUUUCACGCGAGGUGCACUCGGUUUGAACGGUCGCUUCUAGCUUUCAUGCACAGCGACACAAAUCCCGCGUACGGCGGUCGGUGGUUGAAACAUGGCACUCAAGCUAGCGAUCGGACUCUCGGAGGACGUUCUCAAUGGAACCGUAUUGUGAAAGUACAGCGUUAAAGGAAGUGUGUGCGUUUCAGAUAUGCUACGGUAGGGAGCACCGCAAGAAGCUAUCGCGAUAGCUUCUGCUACCGAACAAGCCCAGACUGCCCUGAUGUGAAUGAUGCAGCAACCGCACCUCGAUAAUGCGGACACGACCAAUAUCUCGCUCUCGAGCAAAGCGUUGGACGAGCAAAGCAUGAGUGUUCUCGACGAACUCGUGGACGAUGUCAUUCUCGGUGCGUGCUUCGAAGUGCACAGGUCCGUCAAAUUGGGCAUAUUUUUUCUGGACGAAGCGAAGGACGAUGAGAAGAAAUAUGAAAUAGUCGAUGAAGUAGGUUUAGAUGUGUUUGGCCAAGUUCCACUGAAGAAGCAGUUUGAAUGUGUCUGUCCAAACUGUCAGCGAAACUUAGCAGCAUCACGCUUUGCUCCGCACUUGGAGAAGUGCAUGGGCAUGGGACGGAACAGCUCAAGGAUAGCAAGCAAAAGGAUUGCAAACAGUGGAAAGGCAGAAAGUGAUGUAGAUGACUAUGACAAUGACAGUGAUUGGAACUACUCAUCUGACAGAAAGUCUUCCAAGAAAAGGAAAGACAAGAACUCCCCUCGUAGGAUCAAAGGAAAGUCCAAAAAUGGCGAACAGUCGGGCAGCAGCAGCGUCGUUGAAGGCGCAAACACAAUCUCGAGCUAUGAACCCCUCUCUAUAGAGGAAAGAAAGGCUUUGCUGACUCAGAUGUGUGGGGUCAUCUCUGAGCACACCAAGAAGAUGUGUACACGGUCGCAGCGUUGCCCUCAGCACACGGAGGACCAACGCAAGGCAGUUAGGCAGUUCCUCUUGGGUCAAAGCAGCGGGACUGCACCCGUAGCGGAGCCGGCGGACGAGGUGCACAUCGACGUGGACACGUUUGACGAGUCGGAUAACCACUCCCUCCACGAGGUCAUUGGCCAGAUGUGGGAGAACGUUAGCUCAACCAAUUCUUCCCCCGCCGACAGCAGCUACCAGAGCAACAAUGGCUCGGUGGUCAAGAAGAAGGACAAGAGGCCCUUCAGCAGCAGCGCCCUGAAGAAGUCCAAAACGAGGCCCGGCGGCAGCGGCCCUUCCAGCGCCGCCGGCGGGGACCACGUGGCCUCAGACUUGCUAUGACCUCACCCACUUACAAUCGCUCCAAGCAACGUGCCCGUGUGUGUGCCCCAGUGCCAAACGCAGAAAAGUUCCUCCGCGCAGCGGGAGAGCCCCGCCCCCUCCCGCCACAGCUCCAGUCGCACCUCGUGGGGGACAACACCCGUCUCCCGCCGCCUCCCGGUUUAGUCAGGAGGGGGCACUGCCGGCCGCGGCAAAAGCUUUGUUGGACUACGGGCGCACCAGUCGCCGAGGCAGCUCCGAACGCUAGUAUUUAUCGCCGUGAUGGUUCCGUGUCCCAUUCCCCUUGUGCAUGUUUGUUUGUUUAUCGUCUGUCUGGUGUUGCACGUGACGUGAGCCGUGUCUUCUUUGUUGUACACCUUCUAGUGAUACUCCACCCCAAAGUACCGUGGUAAAUUUCACCCGGUCUCUCGGGCCAGCCGUCUUUAAAAGAAAAAAAAAAAAAAAAGGAGGGGGGCAAACCCCAGACUCAGGUGUGACCGCGUUUUCCAGGGAAGGCCAAUUGUGUUUUGGUUUAGAGUCUGUGAUAUCUGCAGCGACGCAACACCUAGGCUGACUUCUUGCGUGUUUUGUGUUAUUAAGGUCACCAAUCGAUAAACUGGAGUGGUUCUAGAAUCUCCGCGGAAGCGGUGGUGGUCCCAACUGGGCCUGCCCCUCAUGGGCGGUGGGCAUCCCGGGAUCCUGUAGCUUUGUGCUUUUUCAGGUUCCAGAAAAUGGAGGCUGACAGUGUAACUGACAGCAAAACAAACCUGGAUAGUCUUUAAAUUAAAGAACAAAAGCGUUACGCAUUACAUGAUGCCUUUCUUUUUCCUUGGGAUGGCAAAUCGAGUGCUUUCUUUUCCUCAAAAGAAGCAUCUGCUUAUGUCUGAAUGGCUCAGGAAAGAGUACCCUAACAUCGUUUAUUUGUUUCUUA